AUGGGACCUCCAAACAUGUAUGAAGAUCAGGACAUCGAUCUAGAUGAGGAGGCAAAAUACUUGGGCAACCAAGCAGGUUUCCGGAAUUAUAACUCGAAAAACCAAGGUUACAAUUCUGGAAAUGCAGGUAAUAGAGACCAGGCAAGUGGUAGUUCCAGCGGGUCUAAGCUGGAAGACAUAUUGGCCAAGCUGCUUCAAAAAGUUGAGUCAACUGAUGUAGGGGUAAACGAGAUGAAAGGUGAUUUCUCCAGUAUGAGUCAACUGGUAGACUCUCACACCAUCUCCAUCAAGCAAAUAAAGCAACAGUUGGGGCAGCUUUCAGCAUCACUAAACCAAAGAGAGAAUGGGUCACUGCCUAGUACUGAGAAUGAACAGGUGGUGGAGCAAACUAGAAGAGAGGAGGCCAAAGCUGAACAAGUAGAUGACUCGGAGGACGUUCAGCCAAUAGCAAAACAAGCAGGAGCAAUGGAGAAAGAGGUCGAGAGAACUAUGCCUUUACAACAGAUCCCAAGACCACCACCUUCUUUCCCUCAAAGGCUUAAAAAGAAAGCCGAAGAUGGGAAAUUUGUGAAGUUCAUCACCAUCCUGAGACAACUGUCAAUGAACAUACCAUUGGUGGAAACCCUAGAGCAGAUGCCAGGAUAUGCCAAGUUCAUGAAGGACUUGGUCAUGAAGAAAAGAGCUGUAAGUAUUGAUUUUACUGACAAUGUUCAUCACUGCAGUGCUAUUGCUACUAGGUCUCUGGUACAAAAGAAGGAGGAUCCGGGUGCAUUCACCAUACCGUGCACAAUCGGAUCAAUCAAAUUCGCAAAGGCCUUGUGUGACUUAGAGGCUAGUAUAAACUUGAUGCCGCUGGCCAUCUACAUGCAACUAGGGUUAGGAGUUCCAAAACUCACAUCAAUAAGGUUGAUGAUGGCAGAUAGGUCAAUGAAGCGACCUGUGGGCAUCUUAUGUGAUGUGCUCAUAAAGGUGGAUACUUUCAUCUUUUUGGCAUACUUCGUGAUCUUGGAUUACGAAGUCGAUUUUGAGGUUCCCAUAAUCUUGGGAAGACCAUUUCUAGCCACAGGAUAA
Molecule: messenger RNA, 1071 nt
Organism: Solanum tuberosum (potato)
Lineage: Eukaryota; Viridiplantae; Streptophyta; Magnoliopsida; Solanales; Solanaceae
Exons: 3
Coding region: 1-1071 (356 amino acids)
Source: RefSeq, a predicted model, not a curated record